This is a messenger RNA of Chenopodium quinoa (quinoa), 2613 nucleotides long. RefSeq names its product carotenoid cleavage dioxygenase 8 homolog B, chloroplastic-like. The coding region runs from base 477 to 2195 and encodes 572 amino acids. Gene Ontology annotation, molecular function: carotenoid dioxygenase activity. Gene Ontology annotation, biological process: carotene catabolic process. The record is from RefSeq and is a predicted model, not a curated record. The transcript has 7 exons. NCBI's taxonomy places the organism in Eukaryota, Viridiplantae, Streptophyta, Magnoliopsida, Caryophyllales, Amaranthaceae. Gene Ontology annotation, cellular component: chloroplast.
UCGACCUCCAAUUCAAGUUAGUUUUACUAAGCUAUACUUGAAAUUUCGAACUCUAAAAUUGAAUUGAAUUCAAAUGUAAGUGAUACAACUUGAAAAGUGUGUCAUCAAACUCGUAAUCCACUCAACUCAACUUUAAACAUUUUAAAUAAUAAUAAUGAAAAAAACAGAAAAAAUAUCAAACAAUAAUAAAACCUUGGCUUCUAGUUCUAGUGCAAAGCGCCGAAGAGAAUUUCCCACUCGUCAAAGAUGUCAACAUAACAUGAUUCCCUAGUAUGAUUAUUCCCCUCAUUUCCCACCAUCAUAAGAUCUCCCUUCUAAGAUGCAUAUAUAUUGAAAUAGUAACAUUACACCUCUAUAAAUACUCCUAAUAUCAACCUCCUAAUUACAUAAUUAAUAACAUCUCUUAAUUAAACAAAACUUGCUUAGUUUCUCAAAAACCUCAAAUAUUAUUAUCUUUCUUUAUCACUCUAUAGAUCAUGUCUUCAUCCCUUUCAUUUCAUACACCAACUAAAAAUUAUGGUUUUCCUAACUCAUCAAAUGCAUCAAAAUCUUCUAUAAAAUGUGAUUCGAAUAAUCGAAAUUCAUUGUCGUUUGGUACUAGCCAAAGUUUAAGCACUAGCAAAGGCGAAAACAUCAACUUGGUGGCCACUCAUGUGGCCACUAGAUUGCCUCCUGUUGUUGCUCCUCCUCCUCCUCCACCUACGCCGAAAAAAGAAGAAACAAAGAAUGGUGGCAAACUAACUGCUUGGACAAGCAUUAGACAAGAAAGAUGGGAAGGAGAGCUUCUUGUUGAAGGUGAAAUACCCUCAUGGCUGCGUGGAACAUAUCUAAGGAAUGGUCCUGGCUUAUGGCAUAUGGGAGACCACCAAUUCCGGCACCUCUUUGAUGGCUAUGCCACCCUUGUCAAACUUCACUUCGAGAACGGAAGGCUGGUUGCUGGUCACCGGCAACUUGAAUCAGAGGCAUAUAAGGCGGCAAGGAAGAACAAUAAAAUUUGUUAUAGGGAGUUUUCUGAGACUCCUAAACCCAAGAAUUUUCUAGCUUACAUUGGUGAAUUGGCCAAUCUAUUCUCUGGUGCUUCACUUACUGAUAAUGCUAAUACAGGAGUGGUGAAACUUGGAGAUGGACGAGUAGUUUGCCUAACAGAGACACAAAAAGGGUCAAUAAUAAUUGACCCUAACACAUUGGAAACGUUGGGGAAAUUAGAGUUUGAUGACCCCUUUCAAAGGCUACUUUUGCAUUCAGCUCAUCCUAUUGUAACAAAAGAUGAGAUGUUGACUUUGCUCCCAGAUUUGGUCAACCCUGGUUAUCUAGCGGUCAGGAUGAAAGCAGGAUCAAAUGGACGGCGAGUGAUUGGGAGAAUCAACUGUCGCGGUGGGCCCACCCCAGGGUGGGUCCACUCUUUUCCGGUCACUGAGAAUUACAUAAUUGUGCCGGAGAUGCCCUUAAGAUACUGUGUAAAGAAUUUGUUAAGGGCUGAGCCUACCCCACUUUACAAGUUUGAGUGGCACCCUCAAUCUAAAGCAUUUGUGCAUGUUAUGUGUAGAUUCAGCGGAAGCUUGGUGGCUACUGUUGAAGUGCCCUUGUUCUUGACAUUUCAUUUCAUAAACGCAUAUGAGGAAACAGAUGAAGAAGGCAACGUAACCGCAAUCAUUGCAGACUGUUGUGAACACAAUGCAGAUACUUCUAUCCUUGAUAAGCUAAGGCUCAAGAAUUUACGCUCCUUCCUAGGUCAAGAUGUACUUCCAAGUGCAAGGGUUGGUCGUUUCAUAAUUCCAAUGAAUGGGAUGCCAUAUGGGAAGCUAGAGGCAGCAUUGGACCCAGAGGAGCAUGGGCGAGGCAUGGAUAUGUGUAGUAUUAACCCUUCUUACUUGGGCAAAAAAUAUCGUUAUGCUUACGCUUGUGGAGCUCGUCGCCCUUGUAACUUCCCCAACACUCUAACUAAGGUUGAUUUGAUUGAGAAGAAGGCAAAAAAUUGGUAUGAAGAGGGUGUUGUGCCUUCUGAACCUUACUUCGUGCCACGCCCAGGGGCAACCGAAGAAGAUGAUGGAGUGGUGAUAUCAGUGGUCAGUGGAAAAAAUGGAGAAGGAUAUGCAUUGCUUCUUGAUGGCUCGACCUUUGAAGAGAUUGCACGAGCCAAAUUUUCUUAUGGUCUUCCUUAUGGUUUGCAUGGAUGUUGGAUUCCUAUGGAUUAGUUUUCCUUUUAACAUAUUCUAGAUGGCUAGCUACAAGCUACGUACUCGCCUCCAAGCCUAAGAAGAACAACAACAAGACUGUUAUGGUACGAGUUCGAGCCUAUCACCGAUGAAUAUCCCUCCAAUAAAAUUCUAUCAUUUGCUUCGCGCUAGGAGGCCAAUCAACGAUAUGGACUUGCACGUUAUAAUUAUAUCUUAUGUCAUUUUUUGGAAGUUAGUCUUCAACUAUAUACAUGUUUGUACAAUGUGUCAAUGUACAUACGUUUACAUGUAAAUAAGUUAUAGUACGUGUAAGGUAAUACCAGUCAAAAAAAACAAAAAAAAAUUAUACGAAGUAUAAGGUAGUAGCUUCAUGCAUAUAGUUUGUCCUUCUGUAUGUACUUUGUUACUCAAUCUAUAAUUUUAUGCUUACAUUUCA